Jatropha curcas is the source of this 1585-nucleotide messenger RNA. RefSeq names its product patatin-like protein 2. The record is from RefSeq and is a predicted model, not a curated record. Gene Ontology annotation, molecular function: glycerophospholipase activity; monoacylglycerol lipase activity. Gene Ontology annotation, biological process: lipid metabolic process. Lineage: Eukaryota; Viridiplantae; Streptophyta; Magnoliopsida; Malpighiales; Euphorbiaceae.
UAAGGCUCUACCUUGCUAGUUAAAGUUUUCCUCAAAGGAUCUUAUACAUAUAUAUAGAUACUAUCUUUUUGCAAGCUAUAAAUAUCUUAGAGACAAUAUAUAAGAUCAUAAUAAAGGUCUUAAAUACAGAAAUAUUAAUUAGUCUGUAGUUUGAUCACCAAUUCCUGAUGGAAGGAGCAAAUGCAGCAGCCCUUCAACCUCCAACUUAUGGAAACCUAAUCACUGUUCUAAGCAUUGAUGGAGGUGGAAUAAGAGGCAUUAUCCCCGGAACCAUACUUAGCUUCCUAGAAUCUCAACUUCAGAAAUUAGAUGGUGAGGAUGCAAGAAUCGCAGACUACUUUGACGUCAUUGCCGGAACAAGCACCGGCGGUCUAGUAACCGCCAUGCUUGCUGCCCCAAAUGAGAAGAAUCGCCCCGUGUUUGCUGCCAAGGAUAUCAAGGACUUCUACCUUAAUGAGUGUCCUAAGAUCUUUCCACAACGCAGUUGUGCAUUAUUUCCUCAAACGACAAAGGUGAUAAAAGCAAUAUCUGGACCAAAAUAUGAUGGGAAAUAUCUGCAUCGUCUCGUUAAGGAAAAACUAGGCAACACCAGAUUGAACCAGACAUUAACUAAUGUUGUAAUUCCAACAUUUGAUAUUAAAAGACUCCAGCCAACCAUCUUUUCCAGCUACCAGGUUAAAAACAAACCAUGCUUGGAUGCUCUACUGUCAGACAUUUGCAUUUCAACCUCUGCAGCACCAACUUAUCUUCCGGCCCAUUAUUUCGAAACCAAAGACGAGAAGACAGGGAAAGUGAGAGAGUUCAAUCUCAUAGAUGGUGGCGUUGCUGCAAAUAAUCCGACUCUAGUUGCUGUAGGCGAAGUCACGAAGGAAAUUACGAAGGGAAGCCAAGACUUCUUGGCUAUAAAGCCAAUGGAUUAUAGAAGAUUUCUCGUCAUAUCAUUAGGAACUGGGGCACCAAAAGCUGAAGAGAAAUAUCAUGCCCAUGACGCAGCAAAAUGGGGUGUAAUAGGUUGGUUAACAAGCAACGGCUCCACACCUUUAGUCGAUGUUUUUACACAUGCAAGUGCUGAUAUGGUAGAUUUCCAUAUUUCUGUGGUUUUUCAAGCCCUUCGUUGUGAAAGUAAUUAUCUUCGGAUUCAGGAUGAUACGUUGAGCAAGACAGUUUCAUCUGUAGAUGUAGCUACAAAAGAGAACUUGGAUAAUCUUGUGAAAGUUGGUGAAGGGCUGUUAAAGAAACCAGUUUCGAGGGUGAACUCGGAGACUGGAAUAUACGAGUCCCUUACUAAGGAGACUAAUGAAGAGGCUCUUAUAAGGUUUGCCAAACUGCUUUCUCAAGAGAGGCGGCUCCGCCAUGCUAAGUCACCACAUGGAAAAAUGCCGAAUCAUAGUGACGAUAGGAUUUGAUUUCUGAUACUUGUAUUUUUAUUGUUUUAUACUUUAAAUGUACAAGUUAAUUAAACGAAGGGCACAAAUGCCCUUCACUUUAAUUACGAUUAAUUAAUUCUUUAUUUGUUGUUAGUAUUGAAGUUGAAUAAUUCCCACAAUGGGAUGAAAGUAUUGUAAUGUUUUUCUUUAAAUUCUUA